AUGCAGUCGAUUCGCUUGUUUUUGAUUGCAGUCUCCGCAACGUUGGUGACAGUGUUCGGUGCUCCGGUGGAUCCCGUGGCCACACCGUACAUUUUGCAGUACGAGAGCAACAAUGCGGCCAACGAGGGAUACAGCUUCGAGUUCGAGCUGAGUGAUGAGCAGAAGCGCAAGGAAGAAGGGACGCUGCGGUUCACGAAGGACGCCGAGGGAAACGACGUAUCGUUCGUGGCCGUCCAAGGACACUACUCGUUCGUUGGGGACGAUGGCCGCACGUACUACGUGGAAUACACGGCGGAUGAGAAUGGGUACCGCACCAGGAUGAGCGCCGGCGACUACCCGGGCGAUACGGAUCGUUCGCUGGCCGGCCGCGCCGGCAGCCACACGACGACACCAGCGUCCAGGAGAAAUUGA
Messenger RNA from Anopheles cruzii, 411 nucleotides. Its product is annotated as endocuticle structural glycoprotein SgAbd-5-like. NCBI's taxonomy places the organism in Eukaryota, Metazoa, Arthropoda, Insecta, Diptera, Culicidae. The transcript has 2 exons. The record is from RefSeq and is a predicted model, not a curated record. Gene Ontology annotation, cellular component: chitin-based extracellular matrix. Bases 1 to 411 code for a protein of 136 amino acids. Gene Ontology annotation, molecular function: structural constituent of chitin-based larval cuticle.